This is a messenger RNA of Diaporthe amygdali, 1497 nucleotides long. RefSeq names its product l-lactate dehydrogenase. The transcript is spliced from 3 exons. Gene Ontology annotation, molecular function: heme binding; oxidoreductase activity. The coding region runs from base 1 to 1497 and encodes 498 amino acids. NCBI's taxonomy places the organism in Eukaryota, Fungi, Ascomycota, Sordariomycetes, Diaporthales, Diaporthaceae. The record is from RefSeq and is a predicted model, not a curated record.
AUGUGGGCUGGUUCUGAAGUUGCACAGCACAAGUCCGCUGAUUCGUGCUGGACUGUGAUACAUGGCAAAGUCUACGAUAUUACAAGUUUCCUGGACAAGCACCCAGGCGGCCGAAGCAUACUUCUGAGGCAGGGAGGCGCUGACGCCACAGCGGAAUUCGACCAGAUACACUCCUUGGACGUCAUCGAGGACCUGCCCGAGGGCAGUCUCAAGGGCGAUCUGGAUCCCUCGACAGUUGAUUCACUGAAUGUCCCGGCAGAUCCGCCAAGUGCCACGGCACCAGCCGACAGCAAAGAAGUGAGGCCGCUCUCCCUCUGCGUCAGGGCCAGCGACUUCCGAGUCGAGGCUGAGAAGAUCCUCAACCGCCGGACAUGGAUCUACAUCUCCAGUAGCGCCAAUGCCGGUCUCUCCUUGCAGGGCAAUAUCGAUUCAUGGUCCGAGGUAAACUUCCGGCCGAGAGUAUUACGCAAUGUGGCCAGUGUGUCUACGAAGUCAUCUAUACUCGGGAAUCCUUCUAUCGUGCCCUUCUUUGUCUCACCUAUGGGCACUAUGGGCAUGGCGCAUCCUGAAGGAGAGUUUGAGCUGGUGAAUGCGCUGGCGCGCAAAGGCGUACACGGCAUCACGUCAACAGCAAGCACCAAACCUCUUGAGAGUAUCAAGCAAUCGCAUGCAGCGGAACUGGACAGGAUCGGCGGGGAGGCGACCAGUCCAUCGAGACUGUUUUUCCAGCUUUAUAUCCCGACAGAUAGAGCGAAAGCUGUGGAAUUAGUUCGGAAGGUAAGACAGGCUGGAUACAAGGGCCUCUUCAUCACUGUCGACACGGCUGUGUUAGGCAAGAGGACGGAGGAUAGACGGAAACAGGCUGAAGAAACACUUGAAGAUGGACUAGACCACAGUACAUAUUCGACCCCCGUAGGCAAGGAAAACAACGAGAACGCCUUUUCUCCUGCUGUCGGCGCGCGGCCCGUGCCGGGGCAGUUGAGCCCUAUGGUCACCUGGGAAGACCUGGAGUGGAUAAGGGAGGAAUGGACAGGCCCCAUUGUCCUGAAAGGAAUCCAAACAGCCGAGGAUGCAAAAUUGGCGGCGGAGAACGACUGCCAGGGCAUUCUACUUAGCAACCACGGUGGGAGGCAACAACACACAGCUCCGAGUGGGCUGUCCACCUUGCUGGAGAUCCGGACGUACUGCCCCGAAGUGCUCGAGAAAUUGGAGGUUUACGUGGACGGCGGAUGCCUCGACGGAGCAGACGUGGUUAAGGCCUUAGCAUUGGGCGCCACAGCGGUCGGCUUUGGCAGGCCUUUCUUUUAUGCGCUGGCUGCCUAUGGUGGACAGGGUGUCGAGAGAUGCAUAGAUAUUUUGUCGGAAGAGGUGGCGCUGGGGAUGGCGCUGUUGGGCGUGACCUCGAUCGACCAGCUUCGGCCGGAGAUGGUCAAUGCCAGCCAACUUCUGAACAAGAUGUGGAGACCAGAAUUGCCGUCAAUUCUGAGUCGAUUGUAG